Molecule: messenger RNA, 1396 nt
Organism: Owenia fusiformis
Lineage: Eukaryota; Metazoa; Annelida; Polychaeta; Sabellida; Oweniidae
Source: the annotation of a GenBank genome assembly
GCGCAAGACCGGAAGCGCGGUAAUUUCGAAGGAAAAAGUAAACAAACCUUUUGCUGUCGAUUUUGGCAAAUUGACACAUUAUUCUGUGAAAAUAUGCAAUUUAUUUAUUGAUCGCCACAGCUGCCUUAUGGCCAGUAUUGACUAUUUUAAAAACCAAACUGCCUGGUUCUCUAGUAGCGUCCCAGCCACCAGGAAAGACCUGUGGGUAAAUCAUGGUGGCACACUUGCAAAUGAGAAUGAUGCCCUCUUCCUGUUCAGUGAUAAGGCAGACUCUGACGAUACAAAAAGGCUGUAUAACAGUGACGCAUAUCUGAUUGACCAAUUAGCAGUGUUUCAUGCUAGUUAUGUAAAUGAAUGUGUUCGUAAGAGGGGGAUGAACAAUGUCAUAUUGGGACGAUAUUUUCUACCACCUUCUGAGGUACAUGAAAUUAUUAGACAGCAGACCAGAUUCCCAUGGGAUGUUGAGGACACCACAUCUAUUGUUCAGGAAAGUACAAGCAAUGUGAGAACACCAUCAUCUACCAGAAAACAAAAACAAACUACAAGUUCCCAAAGACAAUCCUCCCCAAAGCACAAAACACCCCUAAAUAAACAACAUUCACAAAGAAAACAAAAUCAAACAAAACAAAGGAAACAACAUGAAAAUGAGGGACAUAGAAAUACUGCACCAACAUUUGAUAUUCCGCAAGAAUUCUCACCUUCUGUAAGGUUAAAACGCUUGGCACCCGACUCUGUUGAAUCAGCUCGAUUGUCUUCCUUACUGGUGUCUCAUGACCAGCCAAAUGUUAAUUCUGGAUCUACUCCCUCUACAGUAAAACGAAGAUCUCAGAGUCAAGAAACACCCAGGUCGACAUCACACCAGCAACCAAGGGCGAGAUCUCAAGAUGAUAGACCACCAAGUAAUUCAAAAAGCCAAAAGAGAACUCAAGUUCACGAAAGAGCUUCAUCUGAUGGGGUUAAGAGAAAGAAUGCAAGGAGUGCCUCCUCAAGAAAAGAACAUCCCAUUUGGGGAUUGUUUAAUCCUGCAGAUGUCAGAGAUAUUGAAGAUUUGCCUUAUGUCAGGCUGGAAGAUAUAAUUGACUUUACACCAGGACAAAAUGGUUGUGAAGUGAUGAUAGCAACCUCUUAGUCAGUCUUUGGACACUAUUCUGGAAUGGAAUGGACAUGAAUCAGGGCCAUUGUAAUUUGGAGAUACCGAUUGAUAAAUUCAGUUGUCCAUAGGCAAUAGUCAAACUUUAAUUGUACUCUCUAUUGGACUGUUUCAUAUAUUAGUUUUUAGGUAAAAUUGGUCAAUAUACUGUUCAAGGAGUACAUUACCAGAUUUCCUGAAGAAUUUGUAAAGAUACAAAAUUCAUAAUUUUAUUAGUCCCUUUAUUGUUAUAGUCUUCAACUUUUU